GCUCUAUAACCUCGCACGUGUUCUGCUAGUUGUACAAACCCGGGUUAACAUGGCCGAGAUGGAGACGCAAAACUCCGGGACAGAGGACGGCUUUAUUCCCGUCACACACAGAGGGGGCCGCCGGGCGAAGAAGCGAAAGGCUGAGCAGUCCGCAGCGGCGGGACAGGAUGGAGAAACCGGACGCAUGGAUACGGAGGAGGCGCAGCCGGUGAAGAGGCCGGUCUUCCCGCCGCUCUCCGGCGAUCAGCUCCUGACUGGGAAAGAAGAAACGAGAAAAAUCCCUGUCCCAGCUAACAGAUACACACCGUUGAAAGAAAACUGGAUGAAGAUAUUCACACCGAUUGUAGAACAUUUGGGACUUCAGAUACGCUUUAACCUGAAAUCAAGGAAUGUAGAAAUCAGGACUUGUAAAGAUACCAAGGAUGUCAGCGCCCUGACAAAAGCUGCAGACUUUGUGAAAGCCUUUGUUCUCGGCUUUCAGGUGGAGGAUGCACUUGCCCUCAUUCGGCUAGAUGACCUCUUCCUAGAGUCUUUUGAAAUAACUGACGUUAAGCCCCUGAAAGGAGACCACCUGUCAAGGGCUAUAGGAAGAAUUGCUGGCAAAGGAGGAAAAACCAAAUUCACCAUAGAGAAUGUAACGCGGACGCGGAUUGUUUUGGCAGAUGUGAAAGUUCACAUUCUUGGCUCUUUCCAAAACAUCAAGAUGGCAAGAACAGCCAUUUGUAACCUCAUCCUAGGAAGUCCUCCAUCAAAGGUGUAUGGCAAUAUCCGAGCUGUGGCCAGCAGAUCAGCAGAUCGGUUCUGAUUUUCCAGGGACCCUUGGGAUGGUCACAUAAAACCAUGGGAAGAAUUUCCCAGCUACUUACAGCUCAGGAGCCUUCUCAGCUCUCAACCAGAGCAGAAGCAGAAAAGGAGGGUUUAACAGGACUUGGCACCCAGCUGCUUGCUUCUAGGAUAAUUUAAAUACGAUAUAAUUUAUUCGUAUUUAAAUUUAUACUUAAAGUAUAAGUACUUUAAGUACUUAAAGUAUAAGUAAACCACACAGUUUAAAACCUUAUCAUUUAGAGGUAACUGUUUGCUUACAACUUUUUGGUUAUAGAUUUACAGCUAAACUUAUAAACUUAUAUAAACUCUGACAUUUUUAAUUAAAAAUGAAUCAUAAUUCUUGGUACUGGGCACUGACUAUUUCAGGGUUGGAUCAUAUCAGUAACUUGCACUGUUGAACUAUAUGUGCUUAUCUUUGCACUUUCCUGUACAAUUUAUAAAAUGAAAGCCCUUCACAAGGCUAAUAAAUGUCAUUUUUCAAAUAAAUAAUGAAAUGUUGCA
Messenger RNA from Apodemus sylvaticus (European woodmouse), 1326 nucleotides. It is a transcript of the gene Pno1, whose product is annotated as partner of NOB1 homolog. Bases 50 to 805 code for a protein of 251 amino acids. The record is from RefSeq and is a predicted model, not a curated record. The transcript is spliced from 7 exons. Gene Ontology annotation, cellular component: nucleolus. Gene Ontology annotation, molecular function: RNA binding. Lineage: Eukaryota; Metazoa; Chordata; Mammalia; Rodentia; Muridae.